Molecule: messenger RNA, 1222 nt
Organism: Opisthocomus hoazin
Lineage: Eukaryota; Metazoa; Chordata; Aves; Opisthocomiformes; Opisthocomidae
Source: RefSeq, a predicted model, not a curated record
GACUAUAUUUGCCCACGGUGUGAAUCUGGUUUUAUUGAAGAACUUCCUGAAGAGCCAAGGAACGCUGACAGUGAGACCAGCUCCUCUACGUCAACCAGCGAUCAGAGCAGGCAUCCUUUUGAGAACGUCGAUCAGCACUUAUUCACCUUGCCACAGGGCUACGGCCAGUUUGCCUUCGGGAUCUUCGAUGACAGCUUUGAGUUUCCAUUCGGGUCCAAUGUGCAGUCGGAAGACAACAGGGACUCCGAGAACCGGAGGGAGCGAGAGCAUCAGUCUCGGCAUCGAUACGGCGCGAGGCAGCCCCGGGCCCGUCUCGCCACACGCCGUGCCUCUGGCAGGCACGAGGGAGUUCCCACGCUAGAAGGAAUUAUCCAGCAGCUGGUCAAUGGAAUUAUUGCACCUACAACGAUACCAAACCUCGGACUAGGUCCCUGGGGAGUCUUGCAUUCGAAUCCAAUGGACUACGCAUGGGGUGCCAAUGGCUUGGAUGCAAUUAUUACACAGUUACUAAAUCAGUUUGAAAACACUGGACCGCCUCCAGCAGACAAAGAGAAGAUCCAGGCCCUCCCCACCGUACAGAUCGCGCAGGAGCACGUAGAUUCUGGGUUAGAGUGUCCCGUGUGUAAAGACGACUAUACAGUCGGGGAAAACGUCCGGCAGUUACCUUGCAAUCACCUGUUCCACAACAGCUGUAUAGUCCCUUGGCUGGAACAGCAUGACACGUGUCCUGUGUGCCGGAAAAGCUUAAGCGGACAAAACACUGCCACAAACCCCCCAGGACUCACGGGGAUGAACUUCUCAUCAUCCUCCUCCUCCUCUUCCUCCAGCUCGCCAAGUAACGAAAACUCAUCGAACAACUCAUGAAUCUUAAUCCUACCCCCUGUCCCUGGGGCCCUGUCAUUGUCCUUCCUCCCUCCCCAGCCACCGUAAGCAGCGACAGGGGCUCCCAGGGCAGAGCGAGGGGAGGGGAGCGAGGGGGAAGCAGCCCCCACAAUUCCCUUUUGAGACUCUGGGUCCUUCAGAGAUGAGAAGCCUCAAGUUCUGUGACGGGGGGAGAGAGCUGUCUGUUAAUAAAAUCAUCCCUCAGCCGUGUGCACUUUGAACCCUUGCAGUGAAAGGCUGCUGCGCCCCGCGGCUGGGAAAGCCGAGGCGCUGAGCUAGCGGUUGCGAUUCUGAAUGGAAAGGUUGUUUGUAUGGGUUUGAGUGUGAGAUUCCUUUCUCU